UUAACUUAGGCAGAUUCUACAGAGUUUAUAGCAACUCUUCUAAAAGUUAAUUUCGCAACGUCUGGUAAAUGUGUCGCUAGCGCACAAAGAUGCGAAUCGCUCGCGCACUGAGUGCACGCUUGGUGCACGCUUGACGACAGCAGCUGAACAGGACAGCAGACAACGCUGUUUCGCAGGUUCGCAAUAAAGUUCGGUUAAAUAAAACGCUAGUUCAAAACACAGGCCGUACGUUGCGUUGCAAAAAAAUGGAAUUGUCAACUGUCAAAUAGAAUAAAAAUCAGUCGUGUCUGGCCCAACUAAAAGAAUAGCGCAAAAUUCUAGUAGAUUUUUAUAAAAAGCACAAUACGAUGUAAUUGAAAUGUUCCGGUGAUAUCAAAGAUGAAGAGGGUUAAACGGAGGCCGGGUCGCAGUCCCCCUAAGAAGUUUGAGAAAUAUGAGAUCAAUCGAAACAUCAAUAAGAUAGCACUUCUCUCGCCCGAGGUUGAGGAGGUGUUUCCACCUCCUAAGGAAAGAUGCGACGAAGAUGUGGAAGUUGCUGCUAUUGGGCGCGAAAAUCCCUUUGCAAGAAGCAAAUCACAUCGUUGCACUUUCUACAGACCCAGCAAUGAAGACUUCGGGCAGCUGACGGACAUGGCUUUGCCUCCGAAUGAUUAUUACAAGAACCUUCUUCAAGAAAUCUGCAACGAGUCCACGCCAGACACGAUAAAAGCGGAGAUGAAGAAUGCCUGCGAAGGAUCCAUGGUCCAGACCUGUUCGGCAUUCGUGGAGCCGGCCAGCGUUCUCAAACUAGACGAACACGUGAUGGCGGACCUGAUGGACGACGUGCAGUGGCAAACCAUCGACAGCGUCAGCGACGCGGACUUGUUUCUGUCGAGAGUGCCGAGCCCAGAGCAGAUCGAGGAGGUGCCGAAAGAUAAAAAGCGUACCCCAUCGGUUCGUAGUAAUAUUCGUAUAUCGGAAACACCUCACGUAAAACGGAUCGCGGAGAAGUUCGCGAAGUUCAAAAAGAACAACGUUGAGGUCCGCAAACUUGAAGAGAGAGUGGUUUGCCUGGAGUACGAUAUUUUCGACUUGAACGCGGCCGACCCUGCGGUGCCGACGCAGAAAAUGAGGGCAUUUUUCUCCAUAAAAAUGAAAGAUUUUGGAAGCGAUAACAACAAAGAAAAUAUACCUUCGAUCCCAUCUGGUGUAAAACGCAACUUCAACUUAGACGACGGAGACCUUCAGAAACUGAACAAGAAAGAAAUAGAAAUCAUAGACAAUGAGAUACCUGAAAACCGGUCCUUACUCGAGGACCUCAAGCGAGUGCUGAGACGGAAGCAGGCACUCGAAAACAAAAAGAGACGACCAACAUUGGACCUCAUGUGUUUGUACGAGAUGGCUAAACGAGAGAGCCCACCUGUCAACUACGACUAUUCGAACACCAAUCUCUUAUCGAAAGCGGAACUACAAGAAAUUAAAGAUUUGAUUCUGAAAAAAUGCGAGUCGAGUGUUUACGGGAUUAAUAGAAGAACGGUGAAAUGUAGAGAUGAAGUGAAUGAUGCUAAGUGUGUGCUGUCGAACAGUUUGAUAAACGAGUUGAUGCGGGAGGCUGAAGUUUGAAAAUAAAUGAAAGUUCAGUUUUACCACCUACAACUAAGGCCACAGUUAGACUACAAUAGGAAUUAUCAUAUACAUAUAUGGGAUCCUAUUGGAAAGCAUGAUAUACGCGUAAUUUGUUAAUUUUUUUAUUAUUUCACCAUCAUAGGUUAAUUGAGUAACAACAAUUUUAACAAAUUAGGCGUAUAUGAUUAUAAGUAAAUAGGAUCCCAUAUAUAUGAUCAUUUAUAUGCAUUGACAUAUAUAUCUAAGAACGGGCCUUACGGGCCCUAAGACUGGUGCUAGUUCAGUGGUGUCACUCACGAAUUCGAGCCAAUCGUGCAGUCUAACGAAACUAGUAGCGACCAAUCGCGCGCGUGGUGCGAACUCAUCAACCAAUCGCGUUGCGGCGUUAGACUGCACGAUUGGCUCGAAUUCGUGUGCGUGACACCGCUGUACUGGCCCCAUUCUUAUUGUCCGUAAGGCCCGUCCUUAGAUAUAUAUGUCAAUAUUUAUAUGAUAGUCUAAUUGCGGCCUUAUACAUUAAUGUCUCAGUUAAUUGUACCAUAGACAUAGACCAGGGAUCGGAAACCGGUAUUUUUGUAUGGGAACGAAAACGGUAUUUUUUCGUUCUUUGUUAAUUACCUACUUCAUUUCUAAUUAGGCAAUCUAAUAAUACAAAGUCGUUAUCUGAAAACACAACUGAGUCCUACAUUUAGAGUAUAAAAUAAACCGAAAUAUAUGGUUAUUUCGAUGUUUUUGCAAAAAACCGGUUCCGAUUCCUGCAUAGACAAAGAAUGGCUAAAGUAGAUGACGCUCUUUGGCGUCAUACCUUUGCUGUAAGUAGGUAAAUAACUGGAUGAUUAAGUGUUAGUACUAGACAACCAAAUUAGAAUUACCAGUAAACGUAAUAUGACGCCAUACAGCGCCACCUACUUCUGUAAGUAAUAAAAUGAUUUGUCAGCAGCAGUCUACACACGUUCUUAUUCUUAAGAAUAAAAUUGAUCGAUAGAGAUCAUUUUGACCACUUUAGCUCAAUGCAACUACUGAAACUAAGAUUCCAUAAAAAAAUAUUGUUCGUUACCAAUUAUAACCUGUUGUACAUAUUUGUCAGAAGUUUAGUUACAUCGUAUUAAUAAAUUAAAAAUACAUAAGCUAAAAACCA
Molecule: messenger RNA, 2743 nt
Organism: Cydia pomonella (codling moth)
Lineage: Eukaryota; Metazoa; Arthropoda; Insecta; Lepidoptera; Tortricidae
Exons: 6
Coding region: 379-1602 (407 amino acids)
Source: RefSeq, a predicted model, not a curated record